ACUGAACUCCUGACUGAUAGAUGGGCCAUCGCUGGGGUCAAGAUUGAUUUUUGUGCUUUGGCAUAAUUCACUUUUUUAAUGCAUUUGAAUGAUAACAGACCAUGGAAGAAGGUCCUCUACCUGUGUUGACCAUCCCAACAGCUCCUUACAAUGACCAGAAACCAGGAACCAGUGGAUUACGGAAGAAGACCUCCUAUUUUGAAUCCAAGAUGAACUAUUUGCAGAAUUUUAUCCAGAGCAUUUUUUAUUCCAUAGACCUAAGAGAUCGACAAGGAUCUUCUCUGGUAGUUGGAGGUGAUGGGAGAUACCUUAAUAAGUCUGCAGUGGAACUGAUAGUCCAAAUGGCUGCUGCCAAUGGGAUCGGCCGCUUGGUGAUCGGGCAGCAUGGGAUCCUCUCCACCCCAGCUGUGUCCUGCAUCAUCAGGAAAAUCAAAGCCAUUGGGGGCAUCAUUCUGACAGCCAGCCACAACCCUGGGGGGCCCAACGGGGAUUUUGGCAUUAAAUUCAAUAUUGCCAAUGGAGGUCCUGCUCCUGAGGCUAUCACAGACAAAAUUUUCCAAAUCAGCAAACAAAUUGAAGAGUAUGCAAUCUGCCCAGAUCUCCAGGUGGACCUGAGCACCAUUGGGAAACAGCAGUUUGACUUGGAGAACAAAUUUAAACCAUUUACAGUGGAAAUUGUGGAUUCAGUAGAAGCUUAUGCAAAUAUGCUGAGGAACAUCUUUGACUUCAGUGCAUUAAAAGAACUGCUCUCAGGGAAAAACCAGCUGAAGAUUCGCAUCGAUGCUAUGCACGGAGUUGUGGGCCCAUAUGUAAAGAAGAUCCUGUGUGAGGAGCUUGGAGCCCCAGCAAAUUCAGCUGUGAACUGCACACCAUUAGAAGACUUUGGUGGCCACCAUCCUGACCCCAACUUAACAUAUGCUGCUGACCUGGUCCAGACCAUGAAGACAGGAGAAUAUGACUUUGGAGCUGCCUUUGAUGGAGAUGGGGAUCGCAACAUGAUUCUUGGCAAACAUGGCUUUUUUGUCAACCCCUCAGACUCCGUCGCUGUCAUCGCUGCCAACAUUUUCAGCAUCCCUUAUUUCCAGCAGACUGGAGUCCGGGGCUUUGCCCGCAGCAUGCCCACCAGUGGGGCUCUGGAUAGGGUGGCCCAUGCUACAAAGAUUGCUUUGUAUGAAACUCCAACUGGCUGGAAGUUCUUUGGGAAUUUGAUGGAUGCAAACAAACUGUCUCUGUGUGGAGAGGAAAGUUUUGGUACUGGCUCUGACCACAUCCGUGAGAAGGAUGGGCUCUGGGCUGUCCUGGCCUGGCUCUCCAUACUGGCCACCCGCAAGCAGAGUGUGGAGGACAUCAUGAAGGAUCACUGGCAGAAAUAUGGCAGGAACUUCUUCACCAGAUACGACUAUGAAGAGGUGGAUGCAGAUGCUGCUAACAAAAUGAUGAAGGAUUUGGAGGCUUUGAUGUUUGACCGUUCCUUUGUGGGGAAACAGUUAUCCUCUGGUGACAAGGUCUACACAGUGGAGAAGGCAGAUAACUUUGAGUACAAUGAUCCUGUGGAUGGAAGUGUCUCGAGAAACCAGGGCUUGAGGCUCAUCUUCUCCGAUGGCUCCCGCAUCAUCUUCAGGCUCAGUGGGACCGGCAGCGCUGGAGCAACCGUGAGGCUCUACAUUGACAGCUAUGAGAAAGAUGCUCAGAAGAUACAUGAAGACCCCCAGGUGAUGUUGGCUCCUCUCAUUUCCAUCGCCCUCAAACUUUCCCAGCUCCACGAACGAACCGGCCGCAACGGUCCCACUGUCAUAACAUAAAGGUUUGGGUCAGCCACACCACCCCGGAGUGUACCCCGGGUGAAGGGACUCUCACCCCUUCUCCCCUUUUUAUUGGCAAACCUCUCACGAAAAGAAGAAUGUUAAUUUAAUUUCUCUGCUUAAGAACACUGCUGAACUGCUAAGGAUAGACAAUAAAACCCAGCCCCUGGCAACACUCUGCGUGCACCUUGCUGUGCUGCUUCUCUGCGUCGCGCGGCACUGCUGCCAGGUUGUAUGUGGUGCUUUUUUUUGGUUGAGCCACAUGUGCUUUUCUUUUUUUUUUUUUUUUUUUUCUUAGACAAAAGGCCUUAGAAAUAACAAAGUCAAAAUCACCAAUAGCAAAGGCUUGUUGGUUUGGGUUUUUUUCUAUCUCAAACUUGUCCAGAAAAAAAGCGUAAAUACACGAUCCUUGUUAAUAUUUAACUCUUUUUAAAUGUGAUGCCUCUGAAUAAGCAGUGCCUGUGGGGUAAGGCUGUGUUUUGCUUACGUGGAUUUUCCCCUUUCAAAGCCAAAUUAUGUAAAUUGACAUCCCUUUGCUGGCUGUAUAAGAAAAAAAAAAAAACCACAACAAACCCACUACCCAGAAAUGAGCAGUAAGCAUUGCAGGAUAUUAAAGUGAUACGAGCUACAA
Molecule: messenger RNA, 2433 nt
Organism: Calypte anna (Anna's hummingbird)
Lineage: Eukaryota; Metazoa; Chordata; Aves; Apodiformes; Trochilidae
Gene: PGM1
Product: phosphoglucomutase 1
Exons: 11
Coding region: 102-1802 (566 amino acids)
Biological process (GO): carbohydrate metabolic process
Cellular component (GO): cytosol
Molecular function (GO): magnesium ion binding; phosphoglucomutase activity
Source: RefSeq, a predicted model, not a curated record